Parathielavia appendiculata is the source of this 1517-nucleotide messenger RNA. Its product is annotated as FAD/NAD(P)-binding domain-containing protein. The transcript has a single exon. The record is from RefSeq and is a predicted model, not a curated record. Bases 131 to 1513 code for a protein of 460 amino acids. NCBI's taxonomy places the organism in Eukaryota, Fungi, Ascomycota, Sordariomycetes, Sordariales, Chaetomiaceae. Gene Ontology annotation, molecular function: FAD binding. Gene Ontology annotation, biological process: secondary metabolite biosynthetic process.
CUUCUCGCCCGAAUCGAAUACGCAACAGGAACAAUUCAUCUGACACUCAAUCAACAAGUCUUAUCGCAGUUCAAUUUUUCUUCUAUUUAUGUCUGUACACUAGUCCUCUGCCCUCACAAUAUCCAACCCAAUGGAGCCCUCCACCAUCACCAACGACACUUUCCACAUCGCCAUCAUCGGCGCUGGCAUCACAGGCAUCAACCUCGCACUCGGGCUGCAGGCCCGCAACGUGUCCUUUACGCUCUACGAACGCCACUCAGAGAUCCGUGACAUCGGUGCAGGUAUCGGCUUCAGCCCCAACGCCGAGCGGGCCAUGUCCCUGCUACACCCGGAAAUCCUGACGGCCUACAAGCGCGUGGCCAACCCCAACGUCGAGGACUACUUCCACUGGGUCGACGGCUAUGACUCAGACGAGUUGAUCUACAAGCUGCACGUCGGCAAGGACGGCUUCCAGGGCGGCCGGCGCAGCGACAUCCUCGAGGCGUGGGCCACGCUUAUCCGUCCCACCUCGGUGGUCUUCAGCAAGAACCUCGCAGACAUUCUCCACAACGAGAUCUGCGACGUGGACGGCAACAAGACCACCAAGCUCAUCCUUUCCUUCACCGACGGCACCACGACCACCGCCGACGCCGUCAUCGGCUGCGACGGCAUCCACUCGCGCGUCCGAACACACGUUUGCAUCCCUGAUUCCGCUAACAUUGGCCCCAAGCCCAUCGCCCAAUACACCGGCAAGUUCUGCUACCGCGCGCUGGCGCCUAUGCCAGCCGCCCUCAGCGCCAUCGGCGAAGGCAGAGCCCUAGCCCGCUGCAUGUACACCGGCCCGGGCGCCCACGUGCUCACCUACCCGGUGGCCAACAACACGCUGCUCAACAUCCUGGCCGUCAUCGAGGACCCAUCCGAGACCUGGCCGCACCCGCACACCACCUGCCUGGGGUCCAAAGCCGAGGCUGCCACGGCCUUUGAACAAUGGCACCCUCGCGUCCGGCAGAUCAUCGACCUGAUGCCCGAGCAGAUGGACAAGUGGGGGAUCUUUGACAUGAAGAACUCGUCGUCGACGGGGUUCUAUAACCGCCGGAGGAUGUGUGUGGCUGGGGAUGCGGCGCACGCCGCGGGCCCGCACCUCGGUGCCGGCGCCGGGAUGGGAAUCGAGGAUGCGCUUGUCCUGGCGGAGCUGUUGGCCGAGGUGGACAGGCGGGUCAAGGAGACGGCCGGGAAGACUGGGAGUGACGGUGGCGGUUCUGUGGUGGAUGGUGUCAGGGAUGGCCUGGUCAAAAACGCGUUAUGGGCUUAUAGCAAUGUCAGGUUUGGGCGCACCAUGGAUGUGGUCUGUAGCACGAGGCGGGCGUGCGACUUGUUCCACUGGCGAUCACGGUCGAUAUAUGUGUCGAGGGACUCCCAGGUAUUUGGCCCGACCAUCUCACAGAUGUUUCAUGAGGUUUGGGACUAUAAUGUUGAGAGGAUGGUCGAGUCUGCGAAGGAGCUUUUAGAUGACCAGACAAGGGCAGGCUAUUAGGCAG